This is a messenger RNA of Saccoglossus kowalevskii, 3117 nucleotides long. RefSeq lists its product as uncharacterized. Gene Ontology annotation, molecular function: identical protein binding. Lineage: Eukaryota; Metazoa; Hemichordata; Enteropneusta; Harrimaniidae. Gene Ontology annotation, biological process: COPII vesicle coat assembly; endoplasmic reticulum to Golgi vesicle-mediated transport. Gene Ontology annotation, cellular component: endoplasmic reticulum exit site. The record is from RefSeq and is a predicted model, not a curated record.
GACCAAAUACUUCCGGUUUACUGUUGUUCGUCUCGAACGACGACGUUUGUAGUUAUUUUUAUAUUUGGGACAUUUUAACCGCUCCAAACACUACGUGACGGGUGGAAUUAGAAGGUUAGUCAUCUUACGACUCAACAUUAGAAUCGAUUGCGCUCUGUGUAGACAUCUGUGAGCAUGGACCCCCACACCAGGCACAACGACUCUGGAUUUCCACAGAUAGAUCUUAGCAACAAAUUAAUCAUAAAAGUACAGCUCGGUGACGACAUACGACGAAUACCAAUCCACAAUGAAGAUAUCACAUAUGAUGAAUUAUUGUUGAUGAUGCAGAGAGUGUACAGAGGUCGUCUUAAUAGCAGUGAUGAAGUUACAAUCAAGUAUAAAGACGAAGAUAAUGAUUUAAUUACAAUAGGUGACAACCCUGAUCUUUCCUUUGCUAUUCAAUGUAGUCGAAUUCUUAAAAUCACAUUAUUUGUAAAUGGUCAACCAAGACCCCUGGAAAGCGAUCAAGUUAAACAUUUACGUAAAGAGAUUACAGAUCUUCGCAAUCGUCUCAAUCAAUUACUGGAUGAUUUGGAACCCCCUAGUUUACCUAGAACAGCAGGUAAAAGUUCCCCUAGCAAAGCCAAAGAUGAUUUAAGUGGCCCCAUAUUACAGUCAUUUCAAGUGAACAAAAUAAAAAAUCAAGAAACAGCGGAAGAGGUGCAUGCUGGGCCACCUAAGCAGCAGAAUGUCAUGAACAUGGCAGACACGGCUGCUUUUGAUCCAUAUAAACAGAAAGAAAGUGCUCCACCUGAAGCUGUAUUGCAGUCAUUUGGAAUUAAAGACACCGAAGAUGCAAGACCAGUUUCUCCAACUGAUAGUAAUUCUAGUUUAGGUUCAUCUGCUAGCCAACAAAUUAAACAACAACAACAACUACAACAGCAGCAGCAGCAACAGCCUGGAUACACCCAACAGCAGUCGUCCCAACAGGCUUAUGCACCAACACAGCCAGGACCAGCACCACAGGCUUCACCAGCCCAAGGACAGCAACCUGGUCAGUAUGGACAGUCACCUGUGCCAGGACCACAGCUAGGAUUCCAAACACAAUCCACACCCCAACAAAUGCCGCAGCAUCCCGGACAGCAGCAGCCACAGAUACCAGGACAGCAGCAGCCACAGAUACCAGGACAGCAGCAGCCACAGAUACCAGGACAGCAACAGCCACAGAUACCAGGACAGCAGCAGCAACCUGGUUACCCAACAGCAACCCAGCAGCAGUAUACUACUCAGCAGCAAGGCUAUGGUUCUUAUCCACCCGGCAGUCAACCUCAACCGGGUCAAGCAUAUGUUCAAAAUCCUUCCUAUACACAGUCAUCUCAACCCCAAGGAUACAGCAGUCAAGCUGCUGUACAGCAACCAUAUGCUAACCAACAGCAGUACCCACCUGGAAGUGUGGGAAACCCAUACGCAAGAGGGUUUCCACAAACACAGAGAGCGUAUCAACAGCCAGGACCUGGAUAUAAAUAAAUAAUCACUCCCCCUCCCUUCCUUUGUUUCGCAUACAUUACAUUGUGCAAACACAUGUAUGCAUGAAUCCUGCUUAUUUGCAGGUUAAUUAUCAAAAUAUAAAACUAAUACAUUCAAAUAUAGUUUAAAGGGACACAUUCUGUAACUGACUUGGCACAUUCUCAUUGGGACUCCACAUACAACAACACACCUGUGUUUUAAAUAUAAGUGUACAUAUACCAUAGAUGGAUUGUUUGGCAAUGCAGUCACCUAGCUGACACAUACAUGCACGCACCAUUGGAAUGUAGUAUACUGCCCUCAACUGGAGAAAGUUGAACUUUUAUUGGGAAGUAGUAGACAUUGAACCAAGAGACUGUCUACAAUGCAUUGCAACAAGAAAAAAAGAAAGAAAGAGCAAAAUAGCGAAAGUUUUUUAGUAAAAGUUGAAUAAAUCAGGGUUAUAUUAUACUGUGCAUAAUUAUAAUCUUAUUGAUUGUUGUCAUGCAAAACGAGAAACAAAAAAAUCAUUGAAUAUCAAUGUUGAAGAGCAAAGUAUAAUUUCAUUUGGAAUAAAAAUGAAUAACUUAUUUGCCUUGCAUGUGUAUGGGUUGCUAUGCAUAGUAUGGGACCCAAACUUGUGUAAUUGAAAGUAACUGUUUUUCAAAAUCGUGCCAUGAUGUUAAUGAAAGCAACAUACUAUGUGGUUAACUCUGAUGCAUUUUAUGAUGUGUGUUCCUCUCUGGAGCCAAGAGUUGCAGAAUGUGGCCCUUUAAGUUGCAUUGAACAGAGUUAUUACAAUCUCUCGAUGUGUUCAGUCUGCAUGUGAUAUCAACUUGAACUUUGCUGUUAUAGGAGGGAGUGUGCUUUCCAAUGUAUGAAUCGAUAUGAACAGUCGCGCUUUAUUUAAAUUAACAAGAUUGUGCUUUCUGGGUAGGGCUGCAAUUUAUUCAUCCGUGUAUAAUGUCUAGUUUAAAUGCUGCCCAUGUACUUAAUAUACAGUAGUUACUCUUGUCAUGGAUAUUAAUAUAGUACGGUAGCUGUUAUGUGUUGCUUCAACUAUUUCAGUAACAUUCUGCUAGCAUCGCCUUGAACGUCCCGAAUCAUUCUCUGCCACGGGCAAAUUUAAAUAUUCUGAUAUUUUAAGACAUAUAUACGGUGAACGCUUGGACAUCUAUAGUGAUACUCAAAAACAGAAGAAGAAUAGAUUUAUGUGAUUUAUUGAAAUCCUCGCACUAAAUUUUCCACGGAAAGUGCUGGUACGGAUCCCUCACGCCAUCGUGCUCAAGAGCGGGCCUACUUUUGUGUUAGACAGUGUAUUCAUGGCUAUUUGAAUUUUGACUUGAGGAUACGUUUUUAAAAAAAUAUAUAAAUAAAAAACAAAACUGAGUAAUAUAGCAUAUUUGAAAAAAUGUGUAAUCCCUGGUAUUGAGGUGUAAAAUGUCACCUGUGGCAGAGACUGAAUCUGGUUCUUCAACCACGCCACCACCAAUAUCUAAAAUCAGAAAAAAGGCUUGGAGAAUGUUUCAGUAUGUGUGAUCAUUUCUAUGAGUAAAGUCAUUCUUGGUAUAGCUGGAUGGGUGUUGGAGUAGAUAGUAAAUUAUGUUAAUUUGCAAUAAAAUACAUAUUUAAAGU